This is a messenger RNA of Haliotis rubra (blacklip abalone), 1876 nucleotides long. RefSeq lists its product as uncharacterized. The record is from RefSeq and is a predicted model, not a curated record. The transcript is spliced from 4 exons. The coding region runs from base 1 to 1026 and encodes 341 amino acids. NCBI's taxonomy places the organism in Eukaryota, Metazoa, Mollusca, Gastropoda, Lepetellida, Haliotidae.
AUGUAUUGUUAUUAUAUUUGUUUGGCAUAUAACCCACAAUCCAUGUCAUCUACAGACACCGUAUGUCAACUUGUGUCCGAUGCUUGUGACAUUCAACGUCUAUGUAUAUCUAUUGUCAGGAGGUUGCAGUACAUGUCAUACAUCCUCCAUCCAUUGAAUAACCAGUACUACCCAUACAUUGUCACAUGUGUACAUCAAGGAUCACCCGUACAUUGUCACAUUUGUACAUCAAGGAUCACUCACAGAUUGUCACAUUUGUACAUCAAGGAUCUCCCACAGAUUGUCACAUUUGUACAUCAAGGAUCACCCUCAGAUUGUCACAUUUGUACAUCAAGCAUCACCCUCAGAUUGUCACAUUUGUACAUCAAGCAUCACCCUCAGGUUGUCACAUUUGUACAUCAAGGAUUACCUCAGAUUGUCACAUUUGUACAUCAAGGAUCACCCGUACAUUGUCACAUUUGUACAUCAAGGAUUACCCUCAGAUUGUCACAUUUGUACAUCAAGGAUCUCCCACAAAUUGCCACAUUUGUACAUCAAGGAUCACCCGUACAUUGUCACAUUUGUACAUCAAGGAUCACCCUCAGAUUGUCACAUUUGUACAUCAAGGAUCACCCGUACAUUGUCACAUUUGUACAUCAAGGAUUACCCUCAGAUUGUCACAUUUGUACAUCAAGGAUCACCCGUACAUUGUCACAUUGGUGCAUCAAGGAUUACCCGUACUUUGUCACAUUUGUGCAUCAAGGAUUACCCUCAGAAUGUCACAUUUGUACAGCAAGGAUCACCCACAGAUUUUCACAUUUAUGCAUCAAGGAUCACUCACAGAUUGUCACAUUUGUACAUCAAGGAUCACUCGUAGAUUGUCACAUUGGUGCAUCAAGGAUUACCCGUACUUUGUCACAUUUGUGCAUCAAGGAUUACCCUCAGAAUGUCACAUUUGUACAGCAAGGAUCACCCACAGAUUUUCACAUUUAUGCAUCAAGGAUCACUCACAGAUUGUCACAUUUGUACAUCAAGGAUCACUCGUAGAUUGUCACAUUGGUGCAUCAAGGAUUACCCGUACUUUGUCACAUUUGUGCAUCAAGGAUUACCCUCAGAAUGUCACAUUUGUACAGCAAGGAUCACUCACAGAUUGUCACAUUUGUACAUCAAGGAUCAUCCGUAGAUUGUCACAUUUGUACAUCAAGGAUUACCCACAGAUUGUGAUAUUAUGUAAACACAGGGUCACAAUUAACCGUUGUUUGCCACAUUAAAUACAUUCAGCAUCACUAAUGGAUUGCCAAACAUAUAUUAUGUAUGAGGCGUAAAACUAAACUCACUCACUCAUAUCAUAUACAUUCGGCAUCACCCAUCGAUUGCCACGUGUGCAUCUGUCAUCGACCCAUUGAUUGUAACAUUUCCACAUUCAGUAUGACUAACAGAUUCUCACAUGUGUGUAUCCUACAAAAGCAUUGUAAUUUCUAAUCUGUUUAAAACGAAAAUUAUCUUCAGGAAGAACUAGUUGUUUUGAACGCAAAUCUUCCUAUGGAAAUAAUAAAUAUAUGUGCAGAUGAUAACGUUUCUUGUCUCACACGACGUGGGGUCAGGUGACAGGAGACAGAUGCACCUGUCACGCCACCUCGUGACAUGGCACGCCACCGUGUCCCAGACGGAAUAUACUGAUACCACAUCGAUGUCUCACGGGUAGAUAAAUAACGGGACUUCUGUUUUUUCGUUGAUAAUUACAUAUCAUUACCAUGACAGCUUCAAAUUACUUUUGCUAUUUCCCGAAAAUUCAAUUGUCGAUGAAUUCAUUGUUCAUGUUUCUUCCCUUACUGGAAUAUGCGAUAUAAGUAUGCUCCACUUAUUAAAAGGUUAACUUAUACAUUGUUAAUAUUUU